This is a messenger RNA of Jatropha curcas, 4448 nucleotides long. Its product is annotated as auxin response factor 19. Gene Ontology annotation, biological process: response to hormone; regulation of DNA-templated transcription. The record is from RefSeq and is a predicted model, not a curated record. Lineage: Eukaryota; Viridiplantae; Streptophyta; Magnoliopsida; Malpighiales; Euphorbiaceae. Gene Ontology annotation, cellular component: nucleus. Gene Ontology annotation, molecular function: DNA binding.
AAAAAAAAAAAAAAAAAAAAAAAAACUAAAAACAUUGGUUGAAGGAGAAGAAGAGAGAGAAAGAAAAUUGUCUGGGUAAUGUAGGGGAAGAGAGGGGGCAAAGCUUCGGCAUUUGGUCUUUGCUUCUAUGUCUUUGUCGGUUCUUUCUCCGGCGACUACUUUUUAUCUUUCCCAUUUCCCGGCAACCUCGUCGGAAUUUCUCGCCGGAACUAAUUCAGUUGUUGACUUUUUUUUUAUUUUUCUUUUCAUUGAUGAGCUUCCUUUUCUACUUUUAAGCUGAUCUAACUAAGUUAAGAAAAUCUUAACCGCUUUCUGGUUCUAGCCUUUUUGAGUUAUUAAAAAAUAAAAGGCAUACUAUGAGCAAGUGACAACUACUGGAUCAAACUUUCCUUUUUAGUUAGUUAGCUUUGCCGGAGGAAGCAAUGAAGUCGCCGGCAAACGGUGCAGGAGCAGCAUCCGCCGCCGCUUUAAAUCCAGCUGAAGGAGGAGGAGGAGAGAAGAAGAGCAUAAACCCAGAGCUAUGGCAAGCAUGCGCUGGGCCUCUGGUCAGCUUGCCGGCGGCUGGGACGCUUGUGGUUUAUUUCCCUCAAGGUCAUAGCGAACAGGUUGCAGUGUCAAUGAAGAAGGAUAUAGAUGCUCAAAUCCCAAACUAUCCAAAUCUUCCUUCAAAGCUAUUGUGUCUGCUUCACAAUGUGACAUUGCAUGCGGACCCAGAAACAGAUGAAGUUUAUGCUCAGAUGACUCUCCAACCUGUUCCUUCUGUGAGGAUUUUAUAUGAAGUAACUGAUAGAAUAUGCUUGUUUGACAAAGAUGCUUUGCUGAGAUCAGAUCUUGCACUGAAGUCAAAUAAACCGCAGACAGAGUUUUUCUGUAAAACAUUAACUGCAAGUGACACGAGUACUCAUGGAGGUUUUUCUGUGCCUCGACGUGCAGCCGAAAAGAUUUUUCCUCCUCUUGAUUUCUCUAUGCAACCACCUGCUCAAGAAAUUGUAGCCAGGGAUUUGCAUGAUAAUGUCUGGACCUUCCGUCAUAUAUAUCGUGGACAACCGAAGCGUCACUUGCUUACGACAGGAUGGAGUCUGUUUGUUAGUGGAAAGAGGUUAUUUGCUGGCGACUCGGUUUUAUUUAUCAGAGAUGAAAAGCAGCAACUUCUCUUGGGCAUCAGGCGAGCAAAUAGACAAACUACUAAUUUAUCAUCAUCAGUUUUGUCAAGUGACAGCAUGCACAUUGGGAUCCUAGCUGCUGCAGCCCAUGCAGCAGCAAAUAACAGCCCCUUUACUGUGUUUUAUAAUCCAAGGGCUAGUCCAUCAGAAUUUGUCAUCCCGUUGGCCAAGUAUUACAAGGCGGUGUGCAGUAAUCAAAUAUCACUAGGCAUGCGCUUUCGGAUGAUGUUUGAAACUGAAGAGUCAGGAACAAGAAGGUAUAUGGGUACAAUUACUGGCAUUAGUGAUCUUGAUCCUGUAAGAUGGAAGAACUCACAAUGGCGUAACUUGCAGGUUGGAUGGGAUGAGUCAACUGCUGGUGAAAGGCGCAAUCGAGUCUCAAUCUGGGAGAUUGAACCCGUGACUGCUCCAUUUUUCAUAUGCCCACCUCCAUUCUUUAGAUCUAAGCGUCCCAGGCAACCUGGAAUGCCAGAAGGUGAUUCUGCCGAUUUAGACAACUUAUUUAAGAAGACCAUGCCUUGGCUUGGUGAUGAUAUGUACAUGAAAGAUCCCCAUUCUCUACCUGGCCUGAGCUUAGUCCAGUGGAUGAACAUGCAGCAAAACCCUUCCCUUGCUAAUUCACUGCAGCCCAAUUACAUGCAAUCCUUGUCGGGAUCUGUUCUGCAGAACCUUCCUGGGGCUGAUCUUUCCCGUCAGUUAGGCUUGUCAGCACAACAAUUGCCUCAGCCAAACAACUUACAGUUCAAUGCCCAGCGGCUGCCCCAGCAAGCACAGCAGCUUGAUCAGCUUCCAAAGCUGCAAUCCUCACUAAAUCCACUAGGUUCCAUCAUUCAGUCACAGCACCAGUUAGGUGACAUCACUCAACAACCGAGGCAAAAUUUGGUAACUCAAACCAUACCGUCAAGUCAAGUUCAACCCCAAAAUCUGCAGCCACAAACUCUAGCCCAAAACACUAACAUUCUUCAGCAACAGCCAUCUCUUCAAAGCCAUCAGCUUCCUAGAAACAUUUCUCAGAACCUGCAGCAACAGCAGCAGAAUCAACAGCAGCAUAUUAUGGGACAGAACCAACAGCAAAGUUUAUUGCAAACUCAGUUGCCUGAUCAAGUAACCCAACAUUUACAAAUGCCUGACAAUCAGAUUCAGCUUCAGCUGUUGCAGAAGCUUCAACAGCAACAGCAAUCGCUUUUGUCGCAGCAGUCUGUAUUGCAACAACCUAGUCAAUUUUCACAGCUUCAGGAUCCACAAAGGCAGUUUUUAGAGGCAUCCAAGAGCUUUGCAAGGUCCAUGCCAGCCAAUCAACUAUUAGAAAUGCCUCAAACAACUCCUGCCUCGCUUCCUCAGUCAAAUAUUAUUCAACAGCAGAUGACAAAGAAUGGCAACCAGACUAAUGCCCGGCUCUCACAUAUGCCACAGCAGCUGAAAUUCCAACAACAGCAGCCUGGCACACUGUCUGAAAUGCCUGGACAUAUGGGCCUUACCACAAGCUCAGUUGUCAAUCACUCAGUUGCCAAUCAUCUCUCUAUUGCUGGUAAUAUUAUAUUAACUUCAGCUGCAGGAGCAGGUCUGUCUGGAAUUACUGAGGAGGUCCCAUCUUGUUCAACUUCACCUUCCACAAACAAUUGUGCGAAUUUGGUUCAACCAAUGAACAGUCGGGUGCAUCAAAACACAGUUUUGGGAGAUGACGCGGCUCAGUCUGCUGCAACACUCCUAAGUCCCAAUGCCUUAGAAACAAUGUCAUGCAGUGCUAACUUGGUUAAAGAUUUGCAACAGAAAUCUGAUGUUAAGCCCUCAUUGAACAUUGCCAAGAAUCAAAGCCAAGGAUUCUUUCCUCCACAAACGUACCUAAAUGGUGCAACUGCCCAGGCAGAUUAUUUGGAUACGUCUUCUUCUACAACUUCAGUUUGUGUUUCUCAGAAUGAUGUCCAUUUGCAGCAGAACAACUCAUCUUCAUACAAUCCACAAUCAAUGUUGUUGAGAGACACAAGCCAAGAUGGGGAGCUCCAGGCAGAUAUUAGGAAUAGUGUUCCAUAUGGUACUAAUGUUGAAAGCCAGUUGGGCGUACCUAUGAACUCUGAUAAUGUGUUGUCAGAAGGCGUUAUAGGUUUGGGAAAAGACUUACCAAACAAUCUCUCGUCAGGUUGUAUGCUUGCUAACUGUGAAAACUCAAAAGAUGCUCCAUCUUCAAUGGUUUCCCAGUCAUUUGGAGUUCCAGAUAUGGCAUUCAAUUCAAUCGACUCCACAAUCAAUGAUAGCAGCUUCUUGAACAGAGGUCCUUGGGCCCCUCCACCACAGUUUCAGCGAAUGCGAACAUAUACAAAGGUUUACAAACGCGGAGCUGUGGGAAGGUCAAUUGAUAUAACCCGGUAUUCAGAUUAUGAUGAGCUUAAGCAAGACCUGGCUCGGAGGUUUGGUAUAGAGGGACAGUUGGAAGACAGACAGAGGAUAGGCUGGAAGCUUGUCUAUGUGGAUCAUGAAAAUGAUGUCCUGUUAGUUGGGGAUGAUCCAUGGGAAGAGUUUGUGAACUGUGUCCGCUGCAUUAAGAUCCUAUCGCCUCAGGAAGUCCAGCAAAUGAGCUUGGAUGGAGACUUUGGGAAUUCUGUCUUUCCAAAUCAAGCAUGCAGCAGCUCGGAUAAUGGCAAUGUGUAAAGUAGUCUACCAAAAUGCUAACCAUAUUCUUCCACGCUGGGACCGUAAAUUAUUUGUUCAAUUAUGUCAAUAGCUUUUCUAUAUGAUGUUUACUUUGGCUGAUGGUUUGUCAUUGAUUUGCUGGCUAGCAAAAGCACCGGCAAACAGAGAAUAUUAUGCCGACCUGUCUGCUUGCACGAGUAGCAGGUAAGCUGAAGUUGUAUUUUGGCAGUUAGGGUUCUUUUUCAAUUUGGCCUAGGUCUAAAAUAUAGAACAAAGAUCAAAAGCAGAAAAUCAGAGAUUUCUUCAUCAGAUCAAUUGAUGGUAUGCAACUGGUACAAGACUUGUUAAAGGUUUUGUCCGGCUUUAUAAAGAAUCCAGUUUAGUUUAUGCCUGUAAACUGGUUGAGAUGUUUGAUGUUGUUGUAAUGUUUAAUACUCAACUUGUUUUAUGUCUUUAGUAGCCAAGAAUUCUCCACUCAGAUAUGUUGUAGAAAGCAAAAGCAAGCAAUUGUAUGCCCUGUUUUUUGAGUAUAUAAAUGUGUAGAUUUCUUCAUUUUGCAGCAGAAAUUGCCUCGAGCUUGAAUGUAUAUGAGGUUACAUGGAAAGUUUGUAGUUGUGGUUGCAUUGUAUAAAACUGUCCCAAAUUAGAUUGUCCAAA